AUGAGCAAGGCAAGCGGCAACGACCUAUUCAACUUUCAAAAGGGUACAACGACACUUGGUUUUGUUUUCGACAAAGGUGUCAUUCUGGCGGUCGAUUCCAGGGCCUCCAUGGGAUCCAUCAUAGCCACGCAAAACAUCAGCAAGGUCAUCGAAAUCAACUCCUAUUUGCUGGGAACUAUGGCCGGAGGAGCUGCUGAUUGCACUUACUGGGAAAGGCACGUGGCGAAGCUAUGCCGGCUUCACGAACUCCGCAACCAGGAGCGGGUCACUGUAUCACACGCGGCACAAAUGCUUGCUAAUGUGUUCUUCUAUUUCAGAGGGUACGGACUCUCGGCCGGAACUAUGAUCGCCGGAUGGGAUAAAGGCAAAGGGCCUAGUCUGUAUUAUAUCAGUGACAGUGGCGAAAGAGUAUCUGGGAAGCUAUUCAGUGUGGGAUCCGGAUCUCUAUUUGCCUAUGGUGUCAUCGAUCAACACUACAGGAGCGACCUAUCCCUAGAGGAGGCAGUGGAACUCGGCAAACGUGCUAUAUAUCAGGCAGCGCACAGAGAUGCCUACUCAGGCGGUUUCGUCAACCUCUACCAUGUCCACGAAAACGGGUGGACCAAAAUCGUAGACUACCAGGACGUCAACGAACUCCACUACAAAUACUGCAAUGAAAAGGGAGUUCCAGGUGACUCCAUGUGA
Molecule: messenger RNA, 684 nt
Organism: Babesia ovata
Lineage: Eukaryota; Apicomplexa; Aconoidasida; Piroplasmida; Babesiidae
Product: proteasome subunit beta type protein
Exons: 3
Coding region: 1-684 (227 amino acids)
Cellular component (GO): proteasome core complex
Molecular function (GO): threonine-type endopeptidase activity
Source: RefSeq, a predicted model, not a curated record